GCGCGGCGGAGCCGGCAGUGCGGGGAGCGCCGCCUCCGCCCGGGGAGCGCGGGGGAGCGGGCGGGGAUGAUGCGCGGGGGGACAGCGCGCUAGGGGCAGGAGGAGGGUGGUCGCCCGGAGACUCCGCACCUCGGAGUGACGUCCUGCUGCAGUGCCGCUGCCUGCGCUGCCCGAGCUCGUCAAUGGAGCUGGAAAACAUCGUUGCCAACACCGUUUUGCUGAAAGCCAGGGAAGGGGGUGGAGGGAAACGCAAAGGCAAAAGCAAAAAGUGGAAGGAAAUCCUGAAAUUCCCUCACAUAAGCCAGUGUGAAGAUCUCCGAAGAACAAUAGAGAGGGAUUACUGCAGCAUAUGUGAAAAGCAGCCCAUCGGGAGGCUUCUCUUUCGGCAGUUCUGUGAAACUCGGCCCGAGCUCGAGUGCUGCAUUCGGUUCCUUGACUCGGUGGCAGAAUAUGAAAUUGCUCCAGAUGAAAAGCUGGGAGAGAAAGGAAAGGAAAUCAUGAUGAAAUACCUCACCCCAGAGUCUCCAGCCUAUGUUCCCGAAGUCAGUCCAGAACUUAUCCAGCAGACAGAGGAGAAACUGGAGAACAGCCCCUGCAAAGAGCUGUUCUCUCCCUGCACAAAAUCUGUCCUUGACCACCUCAGUGGGGAACCAUUCCAAGAGUACCUAAACAGCAUGUACUUCGACAGGUUUCUCCAGUGGAAGUGGUUGGAAAGGCAACCAGUGACAAAAAACACGUUUAGGCAGUACAGGGUACUGGGGAAAGGCGGUUUUGGGGAGGUCUGCGCCUGCCAAGUGCGAGCCACGGGCAAGAUGUACGCCUGCAAGAGAUUAGAGAAGAAGAGGAUCAAGAAGAGGAAAGGCGAAUCCAUGGCGCUCAAUGAGAAGCAGAUUUUAGAAAAAGUCAAUAGUCAGUUUGUAGUCAAUUUAGCCUAUGCCUAUGAAACAAAGGAUGCACUGUGUUUAGUUCUGACCAUAAUGAACGGAGGUGACCUGAAGUUUCAUAUCUACAACAUGGGAAACCCAGGUUUCGAGGAGGAAAGAGCUUUGUUUUAUGCAGCAGAGAUUCUUUGUGGCUUGGAAGACCUUCACAGAGAAAAUACUGUGUACAGAGAUCUGAAGCCAGAAAAUAUCCUGCUGGAUGAUUAUGGACACAUUAGAAUAUCUGAUUUGGGUCUAGCUGUUAAAAUCCCCGAGGGUGAAUCAAUCCGUGGAAGAGUAGGAACAGUAGGGUAUAUGGCUCCAGAGGUGUUGAACAACCAGAGAUACACACUCAGCCCUGAUUACUGGGGGUUAGGCUGUCUCAUCUAUGAAAUGAUUGCUGGGCAAUCGCCGUUCCGUGGAAGGAAGGAGAAGGUGAAGAGGGAAGAAGUGGACAGAAGAGUGCUGGAGACAGAGGAGGUGUACUCCCAUAAGUUCUCUGAGGAGGCCAAGUCCAUCUGUAAAAUGCUCCUCACCAAAGACGUGAAGCAGCGGCUGGGAUGUCAAGGGGAAGGUGCAGCAGAAGUGAAGAGACACCCCUUUUUCAAGAGCAUGAAUUUCAAGCGGUUAGAAGCAGGAAUGCUGGAUCCUCCCUUUGUGCCUGAUCCCAGAGCAGUGUACUGCAAGGAUGUGUUAGACAUUGAGCAGUUCUCCACAGUGAAAGGAGUUAACCUGGACCAAACAGAUGACGAUUUCUAUUCCAAGUUUUCCACAGGAUCGGUGUCUAUUCCAUGGCAAAAUGAGAUGAUAGAAACAGAGUGCUUCAAGGAGCUGAAUGUAUUUGGACCAAAUGGUACUAUUUCACCAGACCUAAACAAAAGCUACCCCCCAGAGCCACCCAAGAAAGGAUUGCUGCAGAGAAUAUUUAAGCGACAGCAUCAGAACAAUUCAAAGAGCUCUCCAAAUACAAAGGCCAAUUUAAAUCAUCACAUAAAUUCAAAUCACGUAAGUUCAAACUCCACUGGAAGCAGCUAGUUCCAGCUCAGUCCUAUGAAACAACAUGUUACAUCCUUCCACUAUAAUCUCUGGAGCUUCUGUGGAUGAGAGAGCCUCCACCAUUGAGUGAAAAAAAGAAAAUCUGGAUCUCCCAAAAUGGAGAUUUUCUAUCCAUUCCUUCCAGUGGAGCCUCACAUUUUAAGAAGAAAUUUCCACUCAGGUCUGUUUUUGGAGGUGGCACUCAAGACUGUGUGAAUCAAAUUUGUCUCUUUAGAACAUUGCAAUAGAAAUUCAAUGAACAUGACUACUUGCACGUAUUUAAAUAGCAUCAUACUAGAACUGAAUUUUGUCUUUAUUAUUUUUAAAGAAAAGUUUUGUAAAUUUCUCUAUUGUCUCAGUUUACAUUUUGUACAUUUGUAUUUAAAUGAAAGUCAGACUUUGGAGGUGUAUAUUUUCCAAGCAGCAGCUGUAAAGCCAUGUGUUUUAAGACAUUUUUUUAAAAGAAACAAAAUGUGACUCAAGACUUCCAGAGCCUCAAAUGAGAAAUCAUUCUUUUUAGCAAUUCUAGAAAAUUCUUCAUAAAUCACUUUAUCAGACGGGGGUUUAUUGACAUGCAUUUUUAUGGAACAGUUUAUUCUUAAUUAUUUUACAUCUGUAUAUUUGGUUUACAGCAACACUGCAUACAUUUCUCCUCUUCAUUAGUUUGUAAUGUCUCGCAUUAAAUGCUAAAAGACAAGAUUUUGAUGCAUUCAAAAAUGCUACUUGCUAUGCUGAUGGUUUGUGAUGUCUUGGGACCAGCACAGCUGAGAUUUGCACUUAUGUUGUUGUUCCAUCAAAGGCUUUUUAGUUAGAAAGGGAGCCCUGUUUUAAACUGUUUUAGUUCACUAGUGUUUGUGCUGUUUCUAGCAACAGGCAGAACAAAGCUGAGGGAGAGGUGACCAGAAAAGCAAAUGUCCAUUUCCUUUUCUAGGACUUCAAACCUGCACCUGCUGAAAUGAGAGCAAAACUCAAAGUGUUCUCCAUGCUGCAGUCAAGAGCCCAAGGUCUUUCCACACUGCCCAUAUCAAAGAGGCAGCAGGAGGGAAGUUCAGCAGUCUGGUUUGUGCCAACCAUGAGAUUGGUGACAGCUUUGUAGAGCUGAGCCAUGGAGGCUCAGAGAUCUGAGCUGCUUUUGGGCAAUGGCAGAACCUACAGGCUGUGCCCACACUUAAAAUACUUCCACGUGUCAUGCAAACACCCCCUGACACAUCCUCUCAGUUAGAUCCUCAACUGAAUAAAAUGCCAGUAUGAAAUAAUAUUGGCAUCAAUAAUAAUACCACUUCCAGCUCCAUCAUUCUUUGUCCAGGAUCCUUUAACCAACAACAAAAACUCUGUCCCCACUAGGAUGAACAGGAUCAUGCAGGAUCAGUAGCAGUGCCUCCACCAUCAGAAUCAGGCUCUUCUCAAGUAUUUCACUCAUAUUGUUAAGAACACCAGACCAAAAAAUAUGGUUACUUCCCUUCCAUGGGGAUUGGAAAACCUUUGUGCCCACAAACUGCAGCCCAAAGUGUUCUGUAAGAGUGUGGUGGUUCCCCAUAGUUGGCUAGACUAUACUGAUUUUUUUAAACCUUUGGGUCAUCAGGUGCAUCAGAAAGCCACCUUGAUGUGUCUAAAAAAAAUCCUGUUAGCCAGUAGUGGAGCUACCCCAGGGUCCAAGGAAGUGACGUUCCAGUGGGAUUGUUAAUAGCCAAAAUUCAUUUCACUGCCGUGUGUAUGUUCUGUGUGGCCAGUGCUGAGGGGGAAAAGGAGGAAGGUUAGUAGUGGCAAAUCCCUGAGUGAGAAACACACAGGAAUGACAUAGUAAAGCAGCUUGAAGUUGUGAGACAGAGAGACAGAACAGGGAUUUGCAUAGAGCAGCUGACAGAGAAAAGUCAGGACAGGGAGAUGAGGCUUCAGCCAUUCUCCCAUGUCAGAUGGUGGCAUUGCAGAUCUUACAAAAGAUGCAGGAUUUUAGAGAUGUUGCUAAUUUGGCAUGUGAAGACUAAAAUUUUCAUUCUUCACUAUCUCCCAGUAUGAGCAAAUCCCUUACUGAAAGCUGGUGAACAAAUUGCAAAUGUUGAAUAUAGCUGGUCUUACACCUUUUACAUGCUGCCAGCCUUAACCUGUGGUGGAUGGCAUUUUAGGGAGAGCAGUGAAUGACAGUGUUUGUGCCUUGUCCUGCUCUCCUUUCAGCCAGGACAGUCCUCACUCAGCAGCUCUAGGACUUGGCAGUGCAAAGUCCUGGAAGGGCGAGAGCAUUCAUUCUCCCUGGAUACCUGCAGGAUGUUAUGCUAGGGCUGGAUAUCCUGAAUUCUCAUGGCAUGGAAGAAGGAUGCUUGUGUGCACCUGAAGGCAUCAAGCCUGGGAUGGAGCCCCUCUGAAUCCCACCUCGUGGAGCAGUGGGAGAGGAAGGGGAGAGACACAGAACACCACCAGGAGAGAGAGAUUUCAUCCCUUGAGUGUCUCAGUCCUACAAACAGUAUUACCACGCUGGGGCAGCAGAACUUUUCAGCACCCAGCCCUGGAAGGCUUAAAAUCUAUCAAAAGUGCAAAUGAUCAGUUCUAGGGAUCUUCUUGAUACAGUUUGCCUGCAACAACAAAACCUGCAGGAUUUCUUUUUUAUCGCUUCUUACUUUUGUUGGGAUUCUUUUUAAAAAAAUUUUCAGCUUCCCUUGAACUCAAAGCUGGAGUAGGAGCACAGUUCUUGCCCUCCCAUUGUGUGCCCAGGUGCAAUUUGGACCCAGAACUCAGGGUUGAAGCCUUGUCAAGGCAGUGCCCUGCGUAGCCAGGCUUCCACAGGCAUUUGGCCAUUGGCUCCAUGGAGUCAAAUUUAAAAACCACUGGGAACUUUGGAAGAAAAUUUACAGUUUCUUCAAACAACUUUGAAGAGCAUUUGCAAUGAGAUUUUUAGUAUUUUGAUUCCAGGUGAAUUUUGAGGUGGGUUUGCACGUAACAAAGAAGUAGAAAGGAAUAGUUCUGUAAUAGCUUUCCAGACUGAUUCGUUUUCUUUAUCUCCUCUUCAGUUACCAUCCAAAUUCUUUUCAAAGAAUGCAUAUGCUCAUAUCUGGCUGCUUGUUUUAAAUAGACAGAUGAGCAAACUUAGCUCUUUUAAAGAAUCAGAAAUCCUUUCCAAUCUGAUCCUGAAUUAUGCAAGCAUGCCUUUUAUUUUUAAAUCUUUGUUGAGGAGUCUGAUGAACACAAAUUAGUUGACAGACUUUCAUGAGUCAGGUGUUUGCUAUUCAUUUUCUACAGUGUCUCAAGGUUUGCUUGAGUCUUGUAGCAUUUUUCCCCACUGUUGGAUGUGAGGCUUUUUUUAAACAAAUGAAUAAUGAAGAAAAAACAAUAACAAACUCUUAGAUGUGCACUCUUGACCUGAAUUAUCUAAAAAGAAGUUUUUCACAAGAAUGGCCAUGACUCAGAUGUUGUUUCGGAACAAAAACCUGCUUGUGAAGCUGGGAAAGGUGUGAAGAUAAUCAAACCAAGCAGGUAGUGCAGAUCAAACUGAGUGUUAGGGAGCUGCAGAAUUCAAUAUUGCAGCGUUCACCUGGCCCUGCUGAUUAGGGACUCCUGGUUCCUGCCAGCUCAGGGACAAAACAGCUCUCCAUAAACACAGCUUGGUACCACCUCAAUUUGCAGUCACCCCAGAAACUAUGGCUGAGUGCCAUCAGCAGUAAGAAUCAAACUUGACUGACCCAGUGAAGCACCAGAUUUGAAGACACUGAUUCUUAAGGUCAUUCACCCAAACCUCAGGAUCCAGCUUGAAUUCUUUGCUGACAGUUCAAAUCCAGUUGGUCUUUUUCAGCGGCCAUGCCUCAACUGGAAAAACCAACAGGAAAUGAACCUUCCUAGUGGUAGAACCACAGUCAGGGUGAGGAAGACAGGGAAGCUGUGAGCUCUGGAGGACAGUGUGUGAAGUCCCAUGGGGUGUGAAUCGCCAGCAAGGGUGCAGCUGUAGCACACUGCUGUUCUUCCUUGGGGUCAUCAUGUGUUGGUCAGAGUUUCUUCAGUGACCUGGGUCUGGCCCAUGGCCAAUGUUGUCCUUCUGAGGGUAGAGAGGACAGCUGGAUGAGGCAAGUAGGAAUCCCCCCAGCCUGCAUGGACAGCAUCCCCCAGGUCUGUGCAUCCCCCAGGAGCUCCCUGCACAGGCUUUUCUGGAAGAGCAAUAAAUGCACAACCCCACAGCACAGCUGCUGCUCCUCACUGACAUCCGUGGAACAGGAACUGGCUCCAUUGUCACCAAGAUGUUGGUGUUUUCACCCCUGCUCCACGAUUAGUUGUGAUCAUUGUUCUGUUCAGUUAAUAUUUGUCAUAUUCACUGAAGUUACUCACUGCAGAGGAGAGCAUUCAUCAGGCGUUUCCCAUACAAUCUUUGGAACAACUGGAUUUUUCUUUGGAAGAACAUCCUUUCUGUCUCCUGGCAUGUGGAUCAUCUUCCAUCAUGUGGAAGCCUGCAGGAGCUCUGGAAGUCCAUAAUUAAAGGCUCUCCUGCCCAAGGAUGGUCCCAGUCUUUCUCAGGCUGCAGGGAGGUUCGUUUGGCAGUGAAUUUUGGAAGAAUCAGUCUAUUCAGUGGCUCCAGGGAAAUCAGGAGAUUCCAGAGUUAUCUAUCUCCAGCCUUUCAUAAAUAAGACCUUUAACUUAAAAUAGUACUAAAUAUUUAGAUUAAGGAGAAUAAUUACUAACACCCUCAUGCUAAAAUUAAAAUAAAGUCUGCAUCAGUUUAAAGCAUCUCUUCUGUGUGCUGGACAGGACACACUUCCUUUUAUGCCAAAUAAUAUUGGAGUGCUGGCUGGUAAUAUUUGUCUUUCUUAAAUGCAAAAACUGAAAAGAUAAAGAAAUCGGUUCAGAGAAUUUUUAAAUGGUUUCAUUUAGGGAAAAUAAAAAAUUUCAUCAAAGAAGGUGAAAGCCAACAAUAUGCUACAGUAUUAUGGGCUGACCUCCCCCAAAUGUCUCUGUGAUAAUACAAAUACAAUCUGCUGCAGUUGGAUCAGCUAAGCUGGUGUAAUGACAAAUGGGCUUGAUGAAAGAAGCAAUUUUAAACAGAUUGCUGCCUAUUCAUUAACAUGAAUAUUACUGCUGGCACAUAUGUAUUCUCCUGGCUUUAGGUACUGGAGCCAGGAGAGAUGGUUUGUAUUCCUCUUCUGACUGUGUUUUUCUUCACUGCCCUGGGCAAACCGCUGUGCAAUUUUGUUUUCCCAACCCCAAACAUGGAGGGAUGCUCUCUGUCUGUCAGUGGAAAGCACUUUGGAGUCUGUGCAUAAACCAGAUCAGUAUCAACUCUUUGUAUUAUUAUUUAAAUGAAAUAGGCUUAGUAUAGCUGCUCUUUAUUUACACGACUAGUGAGACAACUCUCCUAAAUUAGGACUCUUUUUAUUAUUGGUUUGUUUUAGCUCCUUAGAGAUACUGAAACAGAACAAACUGAACUUGUGUAAGACAUCUCCAGCAGACAAAAAGGUGACAGUGCAAAUGUUUUAAGCAUUAAUUUCUUUCUGAAGAGCUGGCCAGUAAUUGUGGCAUUCACAUGAACACACUUCCUCUGAUUUUAGAAUGGAGAGAAAUAGUUAAGAGGAAGGGAGCAAAACAACAUUCAUUGGCUGAACUUUUUUGGCCAAGCCUUCAGAGGAUUCCCUAGGCACCAAUUGAGUGAGGUGCUGUGUGAAAUCCCAAAUUUCUGGGAUUUCUGGAAGCAAAAGAGGAAACGUGCCUGGGGUCAGUGGGCUCCAGAGGGGAACUCCAGGAUUUCUGGAGUGGUCCUGUAGAGAAGAUUCACUCCCAGAGAAGAAAUAUCUCAGGUAGUGGCUGGAUGGCAAAUGUGUUUUCCUUUCUCAUCACCCCACAUGCAGCUGUUAGAUAUGUUAAUUAGCAAGCUCAAACGAGUUGUUUCAUGUGUAUUGAAUGCGGUCUCCCUUAAUUGCAUUUCUUUUAAACACUGGACACUCUUCUAAAAGACUGAACAUUUUAGCCUUUUGAAGCUGAAAGCUGUAAAAACUUUAUUUUGUGUUUCUGAGCAAUGUAGAUAGACCUAAAGAUUUCAUGAACUAUCAUGUGGUUGCCCAUAUCUGACUAAUAAUUAAAUUGUAAAAUUGCAGUUUCAUAUUAGGGUUAGUCUUUUCACCUGCUUUAAAAAUUAAAAAUCAUAUUUGGUAUAUAAACACACACAAAAUAUCCUUCUGAUUGAAUUUCAAGAGCAUAUCCAGGAGUAAAUGUUUUUAAGCACUUCUAAUACUGUAGUCUAUAAGAGGAGCAGACACUUCUAAAGCAAUGUUAAAAGUUGUCUUUCAUAACUGAGUCAACAGAUCAUUUUUGUAAUAAAUUAAAGCAAGUGUUCUCAAUUAGAAGAGCUAGUGGCUGUUGAUAUUGUACAAAAAAAAAAGUCAUUCUAAUAUCCAAAGGGUUAGGGGUGGGGAGGGUCUGUUUGGUUUCGUUUCUCUUUCCAGGGAGAUCUUUAACAUUGUUUGAUGAAGCUAGUUUCAUUUUGAGAUUGUUACUGAAGAUAAAGGCUUCUGUGUUCUAUGGCUGCUUGGAUUUUUCGUACAUAAUGUCCUAGUAAUGUCACAGUGCUGCUGUAUUUAGAUCAAACCACUGUUUUGAUUGGGGUUUUUGGCUUUUUUUUUUUUUUAAUAAAUUCCUUAAUUUAAA
Molecule: messenger RNA, 8570 nt
Organism: Taeniopygia guttata (zebra finch)
Lineage: Eukaryota; Metazoa; Chordata; Aves; Passeriformes; Estrildidae
Gene: GRK5
Product: G protein-coupled receptor kinase 5
Biological process (GO): protein phosphorylation; signal transduction; regulation of signal transduction
Cellular component (GO): cytoplasm
Molecular function (GO): G protein-coupled receptor kinase activity; ATP binding
Source: RefSeq, a predicted model, not a curated record